Molecule: messenger RNA, 1097 nt
Organism: Tetranychus urticae (two-spotted spider mite)
Lineage: Eukaryota; Metazoa; Arthropoda; Arachnida; Trombidiformes; Tetranychidae
Source: RefSeq, a predicted model, not a curated record
CUGCAGAUUGUUGUUUCUCCCUCUUACAAUUUAAACGAAAAAUGACAAAAUAAAAUGUGAUUCAAACUGGUCAAUAUCAUUUAAUCUUUGACUACAACUCAGACCAAUCUCACAAUUUAACUGUUUUAUAAAUCAUCAUGAGAUUAUCAAACAAUCUUGCCAUCGCUUUAAUUGUCGCUUUAAUCAUUUUUAUUGUGUCUGUUGAUUGUUCUAAAAAAAGAAAUCGAUAUCGAAGUAAAAGACCAAAAGGAACCUGUAACCUAUCCGAGUUGGACAAAUGUCUGGACAGGCUGGAAGGUAACAGGACCGAUACUUAUAAAUUGCUGAAAGAUAGUCAUGGAUUGAAUGAGAUUUGCAGUACCGUUCAAGAAACUAUCUCUUGUUUCAAACAGUAUGUUGAGAGAUGUGGUACGCCAUUACAAUACGAGCUUUUUGAUUUCACUUUGGAAUACUUCACCAAAUCUAUUGAUAAAUUCUGUAAGCCUGGACCAGAUAGAGAUGCUUUCUUGAAACACUCACCAUGUGCUGUUGAAAAGGUACUUGGAACCCAAGAGACAAAGAAAACAUGUAACAACCCUUUUUUGGCAACGAUUGAAAAAAGUGAUAAAAACAGCAGUCUCGAUCAUCGUCUGGAUUCUGUUUGUUGUUCAUACAAUAGAUGGGAAGAUUGUUUAAUGACAUCAAUCGAGAAAGAAUGUGGUAAGGAUGGAAGAGAAUCGAUAUUCAAUUUCUUGGACAAAGCUUUUGCAGGUUUGAUUCGAAUGGUCUGUAACCAUGAUGAGUUUAACUACAAACUGGAUAAAUGCAAGGCAGUCUUCGCUCCUGAUGGUGUCGAAGUCGAUUUACGUACAACUGAACAUCCAUUUUUAAAAUACCUUGCAUCUUACUUUGGUUUCCUAUUCAAUUAAUUUGAAACCAAUGACACAAUGUGAUUCAUCUUUUUUUUGUUGAAAAUAUUCGUCAUCCAAUGUUUUUUAUUUGUUGAUUUCACCUGUCAUUUAAUGGGGAAAGGUUUAUCUUUAGUCAUUAUUAAUUGUACACAAAAUUGUUCUCAAUCAAAUUAAUAAUACGUUAAUAAAUUAAUAAGUGAUUAAGUA